Messenger RNA from Alternaria burnsii, 834 nucleotides. RefSeq lists its product as uncharacterized. Lineage: Eukaryota; Fungi; Ascomycota; Dothideomycetes; Pleosporales; Pleosporaceae. The record is from RefSeq and is a predicted model, not a curated record. Gene Ontology annotation, molecular function: oxidoreductase activity. The coding region runs from base 1 to 834 and encodes 277 amino acids. The transcript is spliced from 2 exons.
AUGACUACGAUUUCUACAACCAAUUUCUUGCAGCGUAAUGCUUUAUACGAUGUCGAAAAGCCAUAUUCUCUCCGCUUCACCCCACCCUCAGCCUUCCCACCCUCCAACAUCAAGCUAGCAAAUCACAGCAUUACUAUCAAAGACGUACGUACCCGCCAUGAGCCGCUGGACUUCUUUGAACAUGGCUUCCAACUUUUACCUUUCCGAUCUCAACUACCAUAUGCGCAAUUUGACGACGAUGAUGCUGUAAAACGUAUUUACUUACGCGAGGUUGCAAACAUCAUCAAAGACUUCCUUGGGGCACAAAAAGUACAAAUUUUCGAGCAUACAGUUAGAAAGAGACAUUCCGAAUUCCCGAUCAGUACUGGGGAAAAUUAUCGGUGGAACCAACCGACGAGUAUAGCACAUGUGGAUACUACGAUGGGCUGGGCGGUGGAUAUGGCAAAGCAGCUGAAUCCUGAUAAUUUGAAUAUUGGAAAGGCAAGAAUCCAGUGUGUUAACUUCUGGAAACCGUUACGCGGCCCUGUGAAAGACUGGCCACUUGCUCUCUGCAAUCCACACUCCAUCGAUACGGAGAAAGAUAUGGAGCCGUGUGAUCUAGUUUACCCUGAUUAUGUGGUGGAGAAUCGACAGCUGUAUUGGAGUGAAGGAUUGGACUGGUGGUGGUGCAGUGAUCAAAGGGCAGAUGAGGCAUGGAUCUUUUUGCAGAGUGAUACUGAUGCAGAGGCGAGAACAAAGCCUGUGCCGCACACCGCCUUCGAGCUCACAGGUGAGAAGGGAGAGCCCCGGGAAAGUAUUGAAGUAAGGGCGCUUGCGUAUUUCGGUGACUUUUGA